Rhododendron vialii is the source of this 1281-nucleotide messenger RNA. RefSeq lists its product as uncharacterized. The record is from RefSeq and is a predicted model, not a curated record. Bases 16 to 972 code for a protein of 318 amino acids. Gene Ontology annotation, biological process: mRNA processing. NCBI's taxonomy places the organism in Eukaryota, Viridiplantae, Streptophyta, Magnoliopsida, Ericales, Ericaceae. The transcript is spliced from 10 exons. Gene Ontology annotation, cellular component: nucleus. Gene Ontology annotation, molecular function: RNA binding; protein binding.
GUUGGGGAGAGCGUAAUGGAGUGCGUGCAGAAGAGCGAGACGAAGAGGAAAAGGAAAAGGACGACAGAUUUUACAGAGAAUAUAAAUGCGAAGAAACGAGGAGGUUUGAGAGAGAGAGAUACAGAGAUGGACAAACAGAGGAAGACGACUCUAAUCGAUGCCGAUGAUAAUACUGCAGAUGAAAUUGAAUCGUCACGGUACAGUCCUGCGGAUGGCAACACGGUAUCCAAAGCAAACAAGGAAGUGGUGGACGCUGAAGCUGACGCAGAAAGGGACCAAAGAACUGUUUACGUCUCUGGGAUUCCUUUGAGGGCGUCCAGGGAAGAAGUUAACAUAUUCUUUUCAAGUGUAUGCAAGGUAAGGAAUAUCGAUCUAAUGUUGGACCCAAGUUUGAGAGUACCAAAGGCAGUGGGGUAUAUUGAAUUUGAUGAUCCAAUAUAUGUCUCAAUGGCUGUUGAUCUCUCUGGCCAGCUACUUCUUGGACAACCUAUAGAAGUUAAACCUUUGAAUGUUGGGAACCCUGCUGCUGAGGAAAGAUCUUAUAUUCACACUGGUAAGAAGAAUUUCCUGGACAAGCCUUGGGAUACGAUGACUUCGGAUGAGAGAAUUGAUGCAUCGACCAACUGGAGGGAACUCACUGAUGUAGAGAAUAGGAGAUUUUUCUACAACAAGCUCACUGGGGAUCGUAGUUGGUCACUACCUCUGGAAUUAGUGAUGGCCCGGAACCGAGCUCAUUUUGCUGCUCAAAGUAGCCCAUUUUCGACUCAACAUGUACCCUUUACGCCCUUUUUCGCCCACAGCAAUUGCCAGCAGGUUGGUGCUGCUGGGAAUAUGAUGACAUGGAACUCUCCUCAAAUGAUGCAUGUUUUUGGAGCACCGUCUCAAGUAGCUCCGCCCUACCCAUGGCCUCAGUACCAGGUCUUCCCAUUGCCUCAGUACCGGGUCUUCCCAUUGCCUCAGUAUCAGCAGUAGAUGUGUCUCUUGCUCCAGUAGGAAUAUGAAUCCGACCGAGCAAAAGUUGAUCUUAUUUGCACAGCACCUUUUGAAUGUAUACUUAUCGCUGAAUGAGCCUGGAUGACUUCGAAAACAUGUGAUCUCAUGCCAAGACGAUGUCACUUUUGUAUUAUGCCGACGUCAGUUUUGAGUGAUGGGGUAAAUAUGCAAGUAGUAAUGGGUAAAUAUGUAAACUUUCUAUUCAAUGCUUCGGCAAGACCUAUUCUGAGUUCAGGGAAAAUUAUAUACGGAAGGUCUUUGCGCUGAUAAAUAUGGAUUCAGCUUCCA